AUGUGGCUGCAGAACUUGCUUCUCCUGGGCACUGUGGCCUGUAGCAUCUCUGCACCCACUGGCCCACCCAGAUCUGUCACCCGGCCCUGGAAGCAUGUGAAUGCCAUUGAGGAGGCCCUGAGACUUCUGGACGAAAGCAAUGACACUGUUGCUGAGAUGGAUGAAAUAGAAGUUGUCUCUGAAAGGUUUGACCCUCAGGAGCCGAUGUGCGUGCAGACCCGCCUGAAGCUGUACAAGCAGGGCCUUCAGGGCAGCCUCACCAGGCUCAAGGGCUCCUUGACCUUGAUGGCUGACCACUACCAGAAGAACUGCCCCCCUACCCCGGAAACUUCCUGUGAAACCCAGAUUAUCACCUUCAAAAGUUUCAAAAAGAACCUGAAGGACUUUUUGUUUGAUAUCCCCUAUGACUGCUGGAAGCCACUCCAAAAGUGA
This is a messenger RNA of Otolemur garnettii (small-eared galago), 432 nucleotides long. It is a transcript of the gene CSF2, whose product is annotated as colony stimulating factor 2. NCBI's taxonomy places the organism in Eukaryota, Metazoa, Chordata, Mammalia, Primates, Galagidae. Gene Ontology annotation, molecular function: growth factor activity; granulocyte macrophage colony-stimulating factor receptor binding; cytokine activity. Gene Ontology annotation, cellular component: extracellular region. The record is from RefSeq and is a predicted model, not a curated record. The coding region runs from base 1 to 432 and encodes 143 amino acids. Gene Ontology annotation, biological process: myeloid cell differentiation; immune response. The transcript has 4 exons.